Messenger RNA from Venturia canescens, 8474 nucleotides. RefSeq names its product Spastizin (gene Sptz). The record is from RefSeq and is a predicted model, not a curated record. Gene Ontology annotation, molecular function: phosphatidylinositol-3-phosphate binding; metal ion binding. The transcript is spliced from 10 exons. Gene Ontology annotation, biological process: mitotic cytokinesis; regulation of cytokinesis; double-strand break repair via homologous recombination. Lineage: Eukaryota; Metazoa; Arthropoda; Insecta; Hymenoptera; Ichneumonidae. Gene Ontology annotation, cellular component: centrosome; midbody; lysosomal membrane. The coding region runs from base 240 to 8189 and encodes 2649 amino acids.
UGUCUUUGUAUCAUAAUCACUGCGACUCAUGUGUUAUCCACGAUGCAACGUUUUUAUUGCAGUUCCACUGAAAUAAGCUCUGAUCUAAUAGUUUCAUCCGAUUCAUAAAAGAAUAAUCUAAAAAUUACCUCAAUGACCUUUGAACCGAGUGAUCGUAAUAAUAGAACAGAAAAUCGGAUACACGGCACGACGUUUCGAGCAAAGGGUUAUGUUUUGCGACCACCAACGUCUAAACAAAAAUGUCAAAACAAACGAAUCUGAUGAAACUCGAAAAGUGCAUUGUCUCGCGACUUUGGUAUGUCGCUACAGUUUUACAUGAAAAAGAAUCUACCGAUCGUUGCAGACAUUAUCGUGAUGUGAAGAAAUUGAUUAAUUUAAUUGAUUCCUGCUUCGAACAACAACUCGACGAACAGAAAUGGAUUGCCUACAACUUGGCCUUUAAGCUCGAUAAGAAUGAAGAAGCAAAAAAAAGACUUUUUCAUGAGGAAUUUGUUCAUACCGUCAAACUGCUGGAUACUCGAAUACCUCCGUGUACAAGAGAGGAAUUACUGAGACUGUUCAAAGCAGUUACAGCUGCUCCAGAGAAUACUGAAGUUCCUACAUGCAUUUUAUCUCAAGAAAGUCUGCAGUGCCUGGAAAAAAAUAUGUUGGAAUAUCCAGCAUUGAUUCAUUGGAUCGUUAACGCAUUAUUGUGUAUCUGGUUGCCAACAAAAUUUGCUCCAACAGAUUCAUCGUUGCAGCAAGUUUAUUUGAGUAGCAUGAAGCAAUUACUUGAAACAUUUCCACAGAGAGCUCAUGAAGUGAAUGUUAAAAAUACAAUUUCAUUUCUCACUAAUAACCUGAUCAACGAAGUGGAAAACAAAAAUUUGGGAAUAUUACUUUCGAUUUUAUCAAAACUCGAAAUGACUGAUGCUAAAGAAAACGAGAUGCUUGAAUGGCUGUUUCCCGCUCUAUUAGACAAAACGAAUACCGACGAUAUCGAAUUAGCUUUUUAUUCGAGGAAAAAUCCAAAUAUUUUUCGUGCCUGGCACGAGUUUCUUGACGACAUUUACGUUCGUUGUCACGAAGUCAGGGAUUUGGAAAAUUCCUUGAAAAUCAGCAGGGUUAUGUUCAAAUCGAAAGACAAUUUAUCGGUCGCUUUCAACGCGAAUGAAAUUUUCAAGAGAGUACUUCGAAGGAAAACGCACUGGCUGAACGAUAUUUUGGAUGUUUGUUACGUCCCACUCAUGAACGAAGAGUACACAGAAGUUGAAAGAAUAUUGAGCACACCGGCUCUCGGAAGCUUCUGGUUGCCUCUACUAUUGAAACUUUUAAAGGAUUGUCCGAACGUGUUGAUAUUUCCGAUUCAAGAAAAAUCCGAAAAAGGUACAGUCGUUUGCGAUGCCUUGAGAUUCGUGUUGAAAAAAUUGUCAAAGGAAGCACGCGAUGAUACGACGUUACAACUUUUAACAAGCACUUUGGAGAAUCACUUGAAAGUUUUGGAUUGGAUAUUGGAAAACAAAGCAAGUUCUACAACGGGGAGUAAAAUCUCUUUGCCCAACACCGUUUUUCCAAAUUUUAGUGUUAAGUACGCUCUGAAUCUGCUUCAAAGUCACAGUAUUCUCUCUGUAUUAAAAAUGACAACGAAUAUUCACGAAAAAUCAUCCAAAGACAUUUGUUCUCUGCUCAGCGAGACUGAUUCGAAGAACACUUUCCAAGCGUACCACACAAUGCUGAGUGCGCUCAAGGGGAUUCUCAGCUGCGAAUAUUACAACGAAAAAUAUAAUGAAGUAGCAAAACAUUUGGACGAAAUGGAAAAGUCGCUCGGAAGACUUUUUCCUCUUGAUCUUCGACUACAAGUGAUCGAGAAUAUAUUUUCGAUGAUUUUUUUACGCUACGAGCACUUCAUCGAGGUCGACAGUGCCUCGGACAUCGGCGAGGAGGAUUUUACCUUGCGGGGAAAAGAGAAUUCAAUGACGAUAAAAAAUUCGGCCGAAUCUGAAAUUGGAUUCGUUUGCAACAAAUAUGCAACGCGUGAAAUUCUCAUUCGUCUCCGACGCAGCCUCAAUGGGCUUGUACUCGAAAGCGCCGAUCAGAAAAAGGAUGGUACGUUGUCGAUGGAAACUCGUGAUUAUCUCGAAAAAAAUACGAGUCUUCUUUCCAAAGCGUUGGUCGAUGCGAGUUGGCGUUUGGAACUUCUGACAAGUGUCGAUUUCGUCAAAAGACAAGGCACGCCGGACGUGGAUUCCCAAAAAACUAAAGUUUUUAACACUCCCACAUUCGGCGAUGGAAUGAUUGGAUUUUCAACCAACUCGAAAAACAAAUAUUCGUUUUACGAACCAAACGAAAGCUCCUCAGAUGAAAGUGAGUUAAUGAAAUCUGAUAUUGAGGGAAGUUCGGAAAAUGGAUCUCAAGGGAACACCACCAACAGCAAACGUAGAAAGCGAUCAAAAAAUCUCUCAUCACCGAUGAGCAAAGGCUCGACCAACGCCUCCAAAGAAUCCAAGAAUCCGGAACGGACUUUGAACUCUAUGUUAGCAUCCAAUGAAAGCCUCGUGUUACAAUGCUUAUGGAGAUGCGAUUACGAUAGAGCUUUACAAGUUAUUGAGAUGUUUCAGAUGAAGAAUACUCCACUGGACGGUGAGAUUCUUUUUUCACGAGCUAUGCGGAUGUUCAGGAAAGAUAUGAGAGCACAAUGGAAUAAUUCGAACGGCGUUGAUUCUACUGAUGGUGUUUCGGAACAAUCGACACUGGAGAAUAUUAGAAGGGCUGUUCAGGGCGGAUUUCAGACCUCCCGUACAACGAGCCAGAUAGAAACGUUCUUAGCAUCUCAAGAGUCGUCGAUUCGUUCGUUAAAUGCGGAUUCAAUGAGCGCAAAAGAAUUAUUAACAAUGGCAUCGUUGGAUCUCGCGCUCACGAUGGCGCGAACGCACCAGGAUUCGAUAAAUUUGAGUGAUGUAACCAUGAAGUAUUUAAAAUGUUGCAAAAAAUUAGCAAACACGCGUUACCACGUAUUUUUCGAUAGUAUUUAUGAGUUAUUGUACGAGAAGGACGAUUUAUCGAUGAAGGAAAUUCUCUGUGACGCUAGAAUACCAUUGUCGGUGAAGGAAGCUCGAGAAAAGAAAGAAUUUUGGUCACGUUUGAGAAAAAAAUUGGACGACUUUCAUCGAUCAUUGGUCGAACAGUACGAGAAUAAUUUCGACGAAACCGGGAUAGAGAACUCGACGGAAAUUUGCGACGAAAAUUUCCAAGACGUCAUAUCAAUGUGCGAUAACGGUGAAUUGUAUUUGUUCCGAGUAUACGCUCACUUGAAACUGCUGCGUACAAUCGUACCGGACAAUUUCGAAACUUUAGGCGAAAAUUCGCAUCUGCUAGAAAUUUCCUUGGACACUUAUAUCGGCGAUCAAAUAUUCCGCUUGAACGCCGAGCUCGAAGAGAUCGAACCAAUCGCGUCGCAACUCCGAGUCAAUCUCGUUCACAGUAUUCUCGUUAAUUGCUGUCCAAAAUUGUCAUGCUCUUCAGAAAUUAGUACGAGGAUCAAUGACACUUGGGGAUUUGUAGUACUGAACAAAUGUUGUGGAACUGAUGGUUCAUCGAAUGUCAGUUACGAGCCUAAUCAAUGUGUAAAAGAUAUUCUGUCCGAGCUCAUCGAAGCGAUUCAAGAAGAACUGCCUACGGGCAGCUCUACACUGAGACGCGUAGAAGCGAUAGAAAUGGGUGAAAAAGAGAAAAUUCGUGAAAUCCUCAGAAAAAGCGAACGUCUCGCCAUGCUGGAUCUGAGCAAUCUUUCGUUCGGUCAUCACACGCUCGCGUUUUUCAUCAAUGUGUGGAAUCUCUUGAUGAUUCAUGCGCUCCUCGAAAUAUGGUCGAAAGAUCCACCGAUUGAUGAGCUUCGUCACGAAAUAUCCUUAUCGAGCGUUGGUUACAACAUCGGUGACCUCGGAACCGUGAGCCUUGGUGCUCUCAGAUCAAAACUUAUUGGACAAUCGCAGCUUUGGGGUACGCGAUAUUUUUCUCAAACGGAAGAGCUCAACGAGCCUGCUUGGCAGGAUUUGGAUGUGCCUCACGAGCCCAGAGUACUUUUUGCCAUGGUAAACGAGCACGAGAAUAGUCCGAUCAUUCGAGUUUACGAUCUUAAGACUCUGGACGAUGACCUUCGAACAUCGAUGAUGAAUUACACCAGUCAUCACGAAACUCGAGAUACAAGUAUGCAACGUACCAAGAAAAAAACAGCAUUUGCAUCGGAAUUAUUACAAUUUUACGACGAUUUAAUCGCAAAAAGAACAAACAGUUUAAACGACGAGAAUAAUUCAAGCACGGAAAGAGAAAGUGUGUCUACGAUCGAUUCCAAAUCACCAAAAUGUCUGCCCUGCUUAUAUCACGUGAGUUUUUCAUACACCGAAGAAUUUACAGAAACCGAAGAUGACGAGACAAGAGUUAUGAGGCAAAACGACGAUGAAUUCCCAUGGCAAAGUCGCUUAGUGCGGCCCAAUUUGUUGCAAUAUCUUGAGGGACAUUGCUGGUUGCUGUCCUAUCUGGUGCAGAGAAUUCACGAAGAGAGUCCAACGAUAUUAGAUAGCAAUUGUGAAAACCUCGGUCGCACCGCAGCCCUAGAGAAUCUCUUGAAAUCAUCGUGGAUCAACGAUCUCAAGUAUUUAUGUGAUAACAACGAGACCGUCGCGGGUUUACGUAAUACAACAGCAUCGGAAGCGAUUUGGAAGAUUUUCGAGACUCUCCUCGUCAAUGAGGAAUUUUACAAAUGCCUGGAAAUUUUGCAAGCACUGCCAGAAUCUCUUGUCACCAGAAACACCGAGAUUCAACGUUUGACCGACAAAAUUCUUGUAAAAUUAAUCACAAACCCGAACGAUCGGAAUAUCUCCGAGACUAUGAGCUACGUCUAUCGAAUCAAAGACGUGCACGUUUUGGUACAAAUGAUUCUCGAGAACGCGAACGAUUUGCCGGUAAAGGUUUGCCAGGAAUCUCUGAAACACAUUCUCAGUCAUAGAAACAAAGACAAAUUACCAAUUCACUGUAAAUCACGAAUGAACGAAAUACUUUGUCGAGUUACUGUUUUUUAUAAAAUGUUACCCUACUGUGCGAAGAAAAACAGCGAGGACGGUGAGAGCUGGGGUAACCUCGUUUAUCAUACCGAAAAAACAAAUCCUGUGCGAAUCGUCAAGUCUCUUAUCGAUGCUAACCAAUACGAACUUUGUCUCGAAUGGCUCGAGUAUCAAGCAGUAUCAUCGGAAAUCCAUUCUCUCAUAACUCAGGAUCUUCUCAUCGGUUUGUUGAACAACGACGAAAAUGAUUAUAAACAAUCCUUGAAAUUAUUGCGAGCUUUGCCGACGAAGAAAUCGGUUAAUCUUUGCUUAGGCGUGCUCGGGAAGCUCGAAUCGAUCGGCGCAUUACGUUUUGUCGUUGGAUAUCUUCAGGAAAAUGUUUCGUCCAUCGAAGUCUCGAAAUAUCGUCGUGCUUCGCUUGGAAUCGACAUACUCGAACAACUUGACGUUAAAGAAAGACGUUCUUAUCUUCAUCUCAUCGAACAACCACUCCACAUGCUUGAACAACUGCUGAUGAAUUGUCGUCUCGACUGCCUCCAAAAAAUCGUCCUCGCUGCCCGUGAAAAGCACCACGAUAAAUUCAAUCUCUACACCGAACAUUUCGACGAGAUUGUCAGGUUUUAUGCUAAAAAAUCGUUGGAUUUUCGCGUUGCUGUUCAAACGGAUGCUACUGAUAAAAUUAAGGACGCUUCAAUCUCCAGCAAUAAAAGCCAGAACGGUGAUUUCGUUAUGCCUAUCAAUAUUCCCACGAAAGAGGAAUGGGUUCCGAACGACAAGGCGAGCGAAUGCAGUUGUUGCCGUGUCGUGAUAUUCUCGAUGUUCAACAGACGACAUCACUGUCGUCGUUGCGGUCGCGUCGUUUGUGGCGCUUGUUCACCGCAGCGAAUGAGACUUCCGAGCUAUUCGACUUCCGUUCCCGUUCGUGUUUGCAACGAUUGCAAACGUCAGAGUCUCGUUCAAAUGCAGACUGCUCCGUCAACACCGAGCAGUGAGACUUUCGAUUGUUGGAGGUUGACCGUCGACGAAACGCACAACACAACCCUGAGGGAGGAAUUCUCUUUCGAAAAUGCUCCAAACAUAUCGUUGUGCUUGGCCAUUCUAAAUUUACAUUCCGAUCACGAAGCGUAUUCGAACUUUCUCUUAGACAGGUGCGAUGAGAUGAAGUCUCUUUUGCGACCUGAUAGCAAAGGUCGGAUAAAUCCUGAGGUCGAUCACGCUCUCAUAAUAAAAAUGAUAAAAUCUUUGUUGGUAGCAGCAAAAGUAAAAUGUGCUGAGCUCGGCCUAAACACAGGAUUUACGCAUUGUGACCGUUUCCUAUCGCAAGUCGAUUUGAUUAUGACACUCGUUAAUUCGGAUUGUUCGUAUCUGAUACCGCGUACUGACGCAGACGAUCACUUGGACGAGCACACGUUACGGAGAUUGCGAGAUAUGCUAACGGAAAAGGAACAAUGGACGAUCGCAUUGGACGUGAGUACAAAAACGGGACUGGAUACUCACGGGGUUUGGGCCGCUUGGGGAACGGCCUGCCUCAAAGUCGGUAAUUACGAGCGUGCACGAGAUAAAUUUGUUCAUUGUCUCGACAAAGUAUCGCGGGAGGAUUCCGACGAUUGGGUAAUGUUGUCAUAUCCGAGUGAUUCGUACGGGGAAAGAAACAAGAGACUCAGCGAAUCGUGGAAUUCGGGAGAAGAUUUUCGAAGAAGAAAUGCGAGUUUCAAGUCGCAGGAAGGUUUGAAAAACCGUCCAAGCAAAGAUCCACCUUUGCUGACGGAAAUAUUGCAGAUUCUGGAAAGAAUAAACCCCAAUGAUGCUUAUGCUCAUGCGAAACCGAAGUGUAACGGAGCUCAAGAAAUAUUAAAUACAUUAAACAGCCUUAAAGCAGUAAGUCAAGGACAAUACACGAUCGGUCAUACGAAUCUUGCUCCGAAAAAUGUUCGUUAUCAAGAGAGUCUCUACUAUCUUCUGAUGUACGGCAGUUUUAAUUCGAUUCUCGGAUUUUUUAUCAAACACAGCGAAUACGAAAAAUGUCUAGCUUACAUUCUCGAGAACGAGGUUGAGCCUGAGCUCUUCAUGAACUGUGUCUUUUUAUCCUGUGUGAAGAACGGCUGCAUGAUGAAUCUUUGCGAAUCGAUGAGAUCAAAAGACCCGAGCCUCGGAGUUUUCAAAAAAUAUCUUCUGUACACUUGUCACAGCUUGGAAAGAAAACAAUUGUUACACACGUUACAUCAGCUCCAAUUGUUCAUGAAGGAUUACGUCAGGGCAGCAAUGACUUGCAUACGUUUUUACAUCACUGACGCAACGAGCUAUGAAGAUCUUUGCUCGAGAACGCAGCUCCUUGUUGAAGCACAAAAACAUCUCGAAUCGGAACUCCAAAUUGAAACAUUCGGUAAAAAACGACGCAAGAGCGUCACCUCUUCACACAGUGGACAAAAUAAUCUCACCUUGGAAAUGGAUCCCAUCGAAAUCGAUCGACACAUUAAUACCAUCUCCAGACAAAUGGAAAUCGCUAAAUUUCUCAGUAAUCGCGAACAGGAAGGCAAAUCCGUAAGCGAGUUCAUGAACAAACUAUCCUACAUGGACAGCGAAAGCUCAAAUACGCGAACCGUUCCUACUCUCUUCGGCAAUCAACAGGAAAAAUCCUAUCUCGCUGUUUUGGCGAUUCUUUGCGGGCGCGACGUCGAGGAAGGCUUUGGUAUUGCAUUUCGAAUAAUGCAAGACUACAAUCUGCGGCCCCAAAAAAUCUAUUCUCAGGUUGGUCACAUGUUGGCUCUCGAUCGAAAGGUCAGCUCGAUCGAGCAAUUGAUAAAAUGUUGCCGCAGCUCGGGUGCACCGAAUUCAAGUGCGAUUUCCGAUCGUGUUCUUGCUCAUUGCGUCAAACUGUUGCUCGAUAGAUCCCGUACAGAUUCCGAUCCAAGUCCAAAAGAUCAAAUUGAUAGUCUCAUUCGCAUCAUAACCGAUGUCGAACUGAAGAUUGAAUCAUACAUCGAGAGUAGGCAAUUAAAGGCCGCAUAUUUAUUGGCAGUAAAACACUCGAGAGCUCAGGAUAUAAAAAAAAUAUUAAAAGAGGCCGACAGACUGGGACAAAUAGCUAUAAAGUCGAUUUGCACAAAGUGGCUUCAACAAACACAGAAAUCGCGGGACGAUCUGCUGUAAAUUGAGCCGACAUGAGUAACAUGAAAAUCCUCGCUCCUUCUUUUUUAACAAUCGAUUAUGGGUUAAACCAUUGAUUGAUUAAUCGUGAUAAUAUUUCGUUGCCUUAAAAUAAAUAGCAGUAAUGUUGCGAUAGGGCUGUAAUAAAAAAGAAUUAGUAUAAAUUAUUCCUUCAAUACCAAUGAAAUUUCAAAUGUUUACUUCGUGAGACUAGCUCAAGGAUGAGAAUAUAAAUUUUUUAUAAGACAAAAAUUCUGUAUAAUAAAAUUGAUUACUUUUAAUAAUUUA